AGCUGCGGUAGGUUUGUCCUACAUCCACCAACGUAUGACCUAUUGACGGGAAGGCGGCCAGCUACUGGACCCAACGAGGGACCUGUUGCUUGAUAGCUUUCUGUUGUUGCUGUUGUUAUCCUGCAAGUGUCUUUCGUCUAGCUUUGUUCCAGGCUUGUCACUGUAGUUUUUCAGAGGCGGCUGGCGGCCCGCGGCGUGGUGUGUUCUCCAUCAAUACUAUCAACAGGCUUAUCAUGGCUUCCAAUCCCACCGUGUUGAUGCGGCUGGUAGCCUCAGCAUAUUCUAUCGCUCAGAAGGCAGGAACCAUAGUCAGACGUGUUAUUGCUGAAGGAGACCUGGGUAUCGUGGAGAAGACCUGUGCAACAGACCUGCAGACCAAAGCUGACCGAUUGGCACAAAUGAGCAUAUGCUCUUCACUGGCACGGAAAUUCCCCAAACUGACAAUCAUAGGGGAAGAGGAUCUGCCUUUUGAAGAAGUGGACCAAGAGCUCAUUGAAGAUGGUCAAUGGGAGGAGAUACUGCAGCAGCCGUGCCCAUCCCAGUACAGCGCUAUUAAAGAAGAAGAUCUUGUGGUCUGGGUUGAUCCUCUGGAUGGUACCAAGGAAUACACUGAAGGUCUUCUUGACAACGUGACAGUCCUUAUUGGAAUUGCUUAUGAAGGAAAAGCCAUAGCAGGAGUUAUUAACCAGCCAUAUUACAAUUACCAGAACAAUGAAAAGCAGAAGUUAAGGGAACACAGGAAUGAAACAAAGGCAGGACCCGAUGCUGUGUUGGGGAGGACAAUCUGGGGAGUUUUAGGUUUAGGUGCCUUUGGGUUUCAGCUGAAAGAGGUGCCUGCUGGGAAACACAUCAUCACAACGACCCGCUCCCAUAACAACAAGUUGGUGACUGACUGUGUCACCGCCAUGAACCCUGAUGACGUGCUGCGAGUGGGAGGAGCAGGAAAUAAGAUAAUUCAGCUGAUUGAAGGCAAAGCCUCUGCAUAUGUAUUUGCGAGUCCUGGAUGUAAGAAGUGGGAUACUUGUGCUCCGGAAGUCAUUUUACAUGCUGUGGGAGGCAAGUUAACCGAUAUCCAUGGAAAUGCCCUUCAGUAUAACAAGGAGGUGAAGCACAUGAACUCCGCAGGCGUCCUCGCCACGUUGCGCAAUUACGACUACUAUGCAAGUCGAGUUCCAGAGUCUGUGAAAAAUGCACUUGUUCCUUAAAGGAAAAUUUCAUUUACUUAGCUAGGAGGAGGACACUUGAUUCUAUACACUUCAAAGCGAAUCGGAUGGAAUUAUUAGAGUUCCACUUUGACUUUAUUCAUUGUUGAUUGGUGAUUUAUAUUUAGUUCCUUAGGUGUACAAAAAGAAAUUAAAGAACUUCUUGGUUACUUAAUCACCCAGGCCAGUCGUGAGAUCAGAAAGAUGUAUAAAGUAAGUGUGUGACAGUUCUUUUCCUCCUUGUACUUGGAGGAAUGAAAGGAAGGUUUAGUUUCAACUCGCUAUUCUGGUUGGUUGUUUAAUGAACAUUCCUGUUAUUUGUGGGCAAGAUUUCUUCAGGGCACAGAAUCAGAAGUUGUUACCUGAAUCUCAUUCUUGUUUUUCACCAUAACUUUAAGUUUUCCUUUCCUGCAGUUAUGCAUAUACUGAAAUGUCAUGUAUGUUGAUGAAACAGAUUUAUAGGAAAAAGCUUCUUUGUUAUAAAUUAUUUAAUUCUAGCUCUUUAUGUUCUUUACCACCUUUUAAAACUUUUAAGCAGUAUUUGAAA
Messenger RNA from Ailuropoda melanoleuca (giant panda), 1749 nucleotides. It is a transcript of the gene BPNT1, whose product is annotated as 3'(2'), 5'-bisphosphate nucleotidase 1. The record is from RefSeq and is a predicted model, not a curated record. The transcript has 11 exons. Lineage: Eukaryota; Metazoa; Chordata; Mammalia; Carnivora; Ursidae. Bases 234 to 1205 code for a protein of 323 amino acids. Gene Ontology annotation, molecular function: 3'(2'),5'-bisphosphate nucleotidase activity. Gene Ontology annotation, biological process: phosphatidylinositol phosphate biosynthetic process.